This is a messenger RNA of Medioppia subpectinata, 1056 nucleotides long. The record is from the annotation of a GenBank genome assembly. Lineage: Eukaryota; Metazoa; Arthropoda; Arachnida; Sarcoptiformes; Oppiidae.
AUGUCUUGCGAUUGGGAACUAUUGAAAGAGAAUGUGGAACCACUCAAGUCUGGCAGAAGUAUAAAGACUCUGAAGAAUGCUUUAGCGCUAAAUACAUGUGAUCUGAACGCCAGAGAAAUGAGACGGAAAGAGUUUGAGUCAGAAUUGCGGACAUAUAAUGGUUCGGAUCUGUUGUCCGUUUAUUACGAUUACAUCCAAUGGAUUGAACAGAACUAUCCUUUGGGUGGAAAUGAGGCCAAUCUGAAGACACUUCUGGAGAAAUGUGUGGAACAGUUCUACUCUCUGGAGGAAUACCGAAACGAUACGCGACUUUUGAGUAUAUUCUUUAAAUUUAUCAAACGAGUGGACAGUCCUCUGGAAGUGUUUCAAUUCUUUCAUGAGAACUCAUUUGCCAAACAAUUGUCUGAGUUUUACAUCAAUUGGAGCUUUCAUUUGGAGAACACAAAGAACUGCCGCAAAGCGGCCGAAGUGUUGCGCUUAGGACUCACUUUAAACGCCGAACCCAUGACUGCUCUGAAGGGAGCGCUCGAAGAACUGGAGACCAGAGUCGCAAAAGCCAUCUUCAAUGACAAAAUGGAUGAAUUGAACGAAACUGAUUCCGAAGACCACAAUCUGAGGCAUCCAUUGAAUAAACUGAAGGCAAAGACGAAAAAAGGACGAACGGAAGCGCCGGUGAGUCGAGUCGGCAGCGCUCUUAAAACGAGCGCCAAUGGCCUCAAGGGUUCCGCUAUGGCAUCAAAUGGCGGACAAAGCUCUACGAAAACUGUUAUUUAUUGCGAUGAAAACGAUCCGACACUUGACGAGAAGGUUAGCGCCGGUAGUCUUAAGCCAACUCUGAGUUCAAAGCAUAUGUUGAGUGUCGGGUCUGUCGGUCAGGAGAACGAACGAAAAGCCGGAAAAUGGACUGAAAAUCAAUUAAAACUGAAACCUAUUCUAAAAAGUGAGCCAAAGUUUAAGAUCCAUACCGACGACGACUCUGAGGAAGAGGACUGCGAACCCGUGAAGAAACCCUCGCAAAGCAAUGCGCUUAAGGAAAGGUCGCGAACUGCGGACAGC